Molecule: messenger RNA, 1737 nt
Organism: Cavia porcellus (domestic guinea pig)
Lineage: Eukaryota; Metazoa; Chordata; Mammalia; Rodentia; Caviidae
Gene: Ywhaq
Product: tyrosine 3-monooxygenase/tryptophan 5-monooxygenase activation protein theta
Exons: 5
Coding region: 1-738 (245 amino acids)
Biological process (GO): signal transduction; intracellular protein localization
Cellular component (GO): cytoplasm
Source: RefSeq, a predicted model, not a curated record
AUGGAGAAGACCGAGCUGAUCCAGAAGGCCAAGCUGGCCGAGCAGGCCGAGCGCUACGACGACAUGGCCACCUGCAUGAAGGCAGUGACCGAGCAGGGCGCCGAGCUGUCCAACGAAGAGCGCAACCUGCUCUCGGUGGCCUACAAAAACGUGGUCGGGGGCCGCCGAUCAGCCUGGAGGGUUAUCUCGAGCAUCGAGCAGAAAACCGACACCUCUGACAAGAAGUUGCAGCUGAUUAAGGACUAUCGGGAGAAAGUGGAGUCGGAGCUGCGAUCCAUCUGCACCACGGUCCUGGAACUGUUGGACAAGUAUUUAAUAGCCAAUGCAACUAAUCCAGAGAGUAAAGUCUUCUAUCUGAAAAUGAAGGGUGAUUACUUCCGAUACCUUGCUGAAGUUGCAUGUGGUGAUGAUCGAAAACAAACAAUAGAUAAUUCCCAAGGAGCUUACCAAGAGGCAUUUGAUAUAAGCAAGAAAGAGAUGCAGCCCACACACCCCAUCCGCCUGGGGCUGGCUCUUAACUUCUCUGUAUUUUAUUAUGAGAUCCUUAAUAACCCUGAGCUUGCCUGCACGCUGGCCAAAACGGCUUUCGAUGAGGCCAUCGCAGAGCUUGAUACACUGAAUGAAGACUCCUACAAAGACAGCACUCUCAUCAUGCAGCUGCUCAGAGACAACUUAACAUUAUGGACAUCAGACAGCGCAGGAGAAGAGUGUGAUGCGGCGGAAGGGGCCGAGAACUGAGUGCGCACAGGGUGUCAUCCUCCUCCUAACAAGAAACCUUUUUACACAUCUCCAUUCCUUACUCCACUCGGACUCCCUCUGGCAAAGAACCUGGAGGCGGCCAUUCCUAGUCUUUCCACACUGCAGCUUUGGGAAAACUCCAUUCCUUGGUUUGUGUUUGUCUUGGCCUUCCUGAUGUGCAGUUACUGCUAUAGAAAAGUAUUAAUAGCUUCCUUUCAUAUAAACAUAAGUAACUUCCAACACUUAUGCAGAGGACUAAAAGUGUGUCUGGCAUUUAAGUAAUCCAAACCAGUUCUGCAGUGACUGCAUUCUGUAUUACUGUGGAGAUUUGACGACCGCGUAGUUAAUUACAAUUUAAAGAGAGUUCUACAGAACCUCUCAACUUCUACAUUCCCUCCCUUUCUCUUCUUUGGGGUUUCCUUUCCUUGAGCAACUUGUCCAUCCUCCUGCCGUGUUCCUGUUUGGUGAGAAUCCAGAAGUAUUAGAUUGAAUGAGAAAGCGUGUCUCUGGGCUGGGAGUCACAAGUUGAAAGCCUCCUGUCUCACAUUCAGUGGAGGUCAUGUCUGCCUGCGACAACAGAGUUUCCUUGUUCACCUUCGUUUGCUGCUGUUUAAGUUGACAACUUGCCAAUAAAAAUUCACUUACACCUCCUGCCUUUGUAGUUCUGGUAUUCACUCUACUAUGUAAUAGAAGUAGCAUGCUGCUGCCCGAACCCAAGCAUUGCUUUUGGCCAAUUAAAGUGCGCGUCAUUCACUCUUCAUACACUAGAAAAGGGGAAUAGAGGAAUGCACACGAGUCCAUGAAACUUUAGUACUUUUCCAUGCAGAUCUGUGCACAUGUGAGAGGGGGUCCGGUUUGUCCAGCGAAUGUUCCUUAAAGAGGUGGACCCCUACUGUGUGUUGCUAAUCACUGACUGUAGUCCCAAAAAAGCCUUGUGAAAUUGUGUUAUGCCCUGUGUAACAGCAGAGUAACAGAAUAAAGUUACGUUUUAUAAAACCA